AAGGGUGCGCGCGGCAGGUCGUGAUGGAAACGGGAAUGAGGCGCAUGCCAUUUCGGAUUUUAUAGAUUUAGUUUGGAACCACGAAUUUCUCUUUAUUUUCCUGCAAUUCGAAAUGCACCUCUUUUGUUGUUUGUUGAAGCGCAAAGUUUAAGUUUUUGAUUAUUCCUCGACGAUCGAUCAGCGAAUCAAGUGCGGUUUAGUGAGUGCGGAUUUUCCGGUUGAAAGUUUUCAUUUUCGAAAUAAAAUUGAAGAAAGAAGGAAGAAAAGAAAAAAGAAGUGGGGAAACAGAAGGGUGACAGAGAGAAAUAUAAAGUAUAAACGCAAAAAUAUAUAGGUGUGUAUAUAUACGGUCGUGCCGUUCGCGAAAGCAAGUCGAAAAUGAGCGUGCCUUCUGCUUCCUCCUCGUUCAAGUCGUCUUCUUCGUCUUGAUUCAUUUCGUUUCUACUUUUCGUUACGUUCUUUCUGCCCAGGCGAGUCCCCUAAACUCUCUCUCUCUCUCUUUCAUACAUACAGUGCGUAUCUUUCGCUCUGUCUAGUACGCACGCACGUCGAGCUGUAGUUUUGCAAACGCGCGUUAUAGAGUAGUAAGUAGGUGGUUCGAAUUUUUGAGGACAGAUUUUUUGUGGAGAAUCAGUAUCGAAGAUGGCUUUCGACGAGGACAUCCUGCAGCCGAUCUCCUUGGAGGAUCUGCCGAAGCUGAGAGAUCUGUACAAGGAUCAUAUGCCGUUCGCGACUCACGUGUUCAGCUUUUUCAAUACGAGCAUGAAAUGGAUCAAGAGUAAGCCGGAGGAGAAGUACAUGACGUUCCUUGCACCCUUCGGGGAUUGGAAAUCGGAUGGGACUUUCAUCGUCAUUUUGCAGUCGAACUGCUAUGAUUUGUUCAUGUUCACAUUGGACAACAAAUGUGAGAAACUGUAUAAGGCGCUCAAAGAAACGAAGAAGAUCGACUGGAACAAUAUGAUCCAAUUCUACUUCGUCCAUCGCGAGCAUUGCCCGAUCAUAUACAGGGUGAUCAAGGAGCUGCAGCUCCCUAUCACGUACGACACGAAGACGGAUCUGUGGUGGCUGCCACGGGAGAAAGCACUCAAAUUCCAAAUAGAUUGCCCUCCCGAGGUGUACAUCGGACCUCUGAAGCCUUACCACGCUCCGCUCAUCAAUUCCAUCUGGCCGCACCGAUUCCCCGGCUCCGAGGGAUAUCUCACCACCUUCAUCAAGAUGAACGGCGGCAGAGGACUCUUCCUCAAGAGCAACGAUAAACUCGUCGCCUGGGUCCUGAAAAACCAGCUGGGAACGCUCGUCGUCCUGCAGACGCUGCACGAUUACAAACGCAAGGGAUACGGCAGUCUGGUGACGGCCGCCCUCAGCAGGGAGAUCGCCGAGGAAGGUCACAACGUCAUCGGCACGGUGCUCGUCAAUAAUUCCGCAUCUCAGGCGAUGUUCAAGAAGCUCGGCUUCGACAUCCUCGACUACAGCCGGUUCAUCGGCGUCGACGGCCGCAAACUCUACAACCACUUAUAAAAUUAUUAGUAUUUUCUUUCUUUUUCUUUUUUUUUGUACAAGUUGCGCGCCCCCCUCACGAAGUUAUUCUUUUAACGCUAGAAACAUUCAGAAAACAUAAUUAAAAGGGAUGAACAGAUGAAGAGCGUGUGACUGCGAGUGAAUGUGGUGAACGAGCGAAACAGAUUGAGUGCCCUUCUCGCACAUUAUUCGUGCAUUAGUUUUAUAAUUUUUAGUUGUUUUAUUUCUAAAACUAAUUUAACUUUAAUUAUUUUAUAAUAGUGUGAUUUCUA
Messenger RNA from Nicrophorus vespilloides, 1790 nucleotides. RefSeq lists its product as uncharacterized. The transcript is spliced from 4 exons. NCBI's taxonomy places the organism in Eukaryota, Metazoa, Arthropoda, Insecta, Coleoptera, Silphidae. The record is from RefSeq and is a predicted model, not a curated record. Gene Ontology annotation, molecular function: acyltransferase activity, transferring groups other than amino-acyl groups. Bases 643 to 1518 code for a protein of 291 amino acids.